This is a messenger RNA of Silurus meridionalis, 1078 nucleotides long. RefSeq names its product mesogenin 1 (gene msgn1). The record is from RefSeq and is a predicted model, not a curated record. The coding region runs from base 371 to 844 and encodes 157 amino acids. NCBI's taxonomy places the organism in Eukaryota, Metazoa, Chordata, Actinopteri, Siluriformes, Siluridae. Gene Ontology annotation, cellular component: nucleus. Gene Ontology annotation, biological process: regulation of transcription by RNA polymerase II; mesoderm formation. Gene Ontology annotation, molecular function: protein dimerization activity; RNA polymerase II cis-regulatory region sequence-specific DNA binding; DNA-binding transcription factor activity, RNA polymerase II-specific. The transcript has a single exon.
AUAGGAAGAAAAAAAAGGUGGUCUUUUUGGGGGGCACUGCUCCCACACCCUCAUAGUGUUAAAACCCUGGUGUCGGGUUUGUCUAUCGCAUUUCCCCGAGACUCGCGAUGCCGAGGUUUAAAGUCACUUCUCACAAAAGGGAAAUCUAAUUAUUUUCUUUUCUCAGCCGCAUUAGUCGCUCAUUCACACCUGGGCGAUAAGGAACACGGUUCUCCUCUGGAAGGAGGAACAAGAACAAGUCGCACUUCAGCUUUCUUUUGAACUUCACCAAAAGCUGUGAGCUCGUAAACCAGUGCUCUGGUAUAAAACACCCCUCAGCCCACCUGAGCUCAUCCACACACACACUCUUUACACACAUACGCGCGUGCACAUGGACGGCACAGAGGUCGACCACUUGACCGCAAAACUUCUGGCGCAGUGGGACUGGAGGAGCGACACCCGGCUUUACGGCCAGCAAUGCGGCUCCAUCGCGGGCGGAUGCCCUACACAUGACCCCUCAGCAUCUCCGUGCUCUACCUGUUCCUCAUCAUCAUCAUCCUCACCGUCCUCCUCUUCCUCCCAGGAGGCUCCAGGGGAAAUGUUCUCGGAUUAUCCCUACGACCGAAGGCGAGCGGCGCAGGCGCAGACGAAGACGUCGCGGCCGAAAAUGUCGACCAAGCGCCGCGUAAAGGCGAGCGAGAGGGAGAAGAUGCGCAUGAGGAGUUUAGCCGAAGCUUUGCAUCAGCUCAGGGAUUAUCUGCCACCAGGAUACAGCCGCAGAGGACAACCCCUGACCAAGAUCCAGACUCUGAAAUUCACCAUCGAAUAUAUAAAGGAGCUGUCGGAAAUCCUCAGCAGAGAAUGAGACACCGACUCCGGAACCGACUCCGGAACCGACACCGGGAACGACUCCGACAAGUCAUUAUUUUAUCCAGUUUGUAUUUUUCGUGGUUAAAAAAAAUUCUUUGUACAGAAAUGUGCCAUAAUGUUGAUGUAAAUACUUGUUUCGGCACUUUUUUUUUAUUUUAUUUUUUUCCCUAUUCAUGUGUUUAAUAAUGAAAUAUUUGAUGAAAGAAUUGAUGGAAUAAACCUUGUGUCA